This is a messenger RNA of Anguilla rostrata (American eel), 12509 nucleotides long. Its product is annotated as SCO-spondin. The record is from RefSeq and is a predicted model, not a curated record. The transcript is spliced from 78 exons. The coding region runs from base 1 to 12360 and encodes 4119 amino acids. Lineage: Eukaryota; Metazoa; Chordata; Actinopteri; Anguilliformes; Anguillidae.
AUGGACUGCCCCCCAGGCCGAUACUGCACCGAGUUUGGGGGGGUGCAGCUCUGUCCAGAGGGGCAUUACUGCCCCGGUGGCACUGGAGAGGACGUCCUGCCCUGCCCCCCGGGCACCUACAGCCCCCAGCCGGGGCAGAGUCACCUGGAGCAGUGUCUGCUGUGUCCUGCAGGGAUGUACUGUGAGGACUGGAGCUUGUCAGGACCCACAGGUCCCUGUCAGUCUGGAUACUUCUGCCUGGCAGGGAUAAACUUCCAGAAUCCAGAUGGCAACAUUAGCACGGGCGUGGGAGGGCCCUGCCCCAAAGGUCACUACUGUCCCGCGGGAACAAGCCUGCCCCUUCCCUGCCCCCCGGGGUCCUUCUCAAACAGGCUCCACGUGACGGAGAGAGCCGGCUGCACCCCCUGCCCCCCCGGCCAGUUCUGCGGCUCGGCGGGGCUGGCCUGGCCGUCUGGACCCUGCAGGGAGGGGCGCUACUGCCCCGGCGGAGAUUCGGCACCCACGGGGCCAGAAGCAGGGGGAGGGGUGUGUCCCGUGGCACACUACUGCUCCCCUGGCAGUGCUGCGCCCAUCCCCUGUCCCGCGGGCAACUACACCAACCUGAUGGGCCAGGCCCUGUGCUCCCGCUGCCACGCUGGGUACUACUGCCCUGAGAGGAUCAGCAACUACACCCGCUUCCCCUGCCCAGCUGGCUUCUACUGCCCCGACGGCACAAGGCAUGCCACACAGUACCCCUGUCCCCGUGGUUACUACAACCCGGAGCCCAUGACCCAGAGCCUGGACAGCUGCCUGCCCUGCCCCCCCGGACACUACUGCGAGAAGGAGCGGCUCACCAUCGUCUCAGGGAAGUGCAGAGCCGGCUGGUUUUGUGUCUCUGCAGCCUGGAACUUUCAGCCGUUUGACCUGGACAACUACACCAAUGCAAACUGCCUGUGCCCUGCCACCUCCACUGGGGGGCGAUGCCAGGAGGGCUACUACUGCCCCGCGGGAAGCUCUGAACCCCUUCCCUGCCCCCCUGGGGCCUUCUGUAAUGCGACAGGACUGGCCCAGCCUGUGGGCCCUUGUUCUCCAGGUUAUUACUGCAGUGGAGGAGCCACACGUCCCCGGCCUACCGAUGCAGUCACCGGAAACAUCUGCCCCCCCGGGACAUACUGUGGUAACGCUUCAGGAGAGCCCAGGUUGUGCCCAGCUGGCAGCUUCUCUGCAGUAGCUGGCAUCUCCAGUGAGGCUCAGUGCCAGCGCUGUACAGCGGGCUCCUACUGCAGUGCUCCAGGCCUGCGGGCACCAACAGGACCCUGUAGCGAAGGGUACUGGUGUCCUCCAGGUCAAACAGUCGGGGUAGCUGAACCCUGCCCAGGAGGGCACUACUGUCCCACGGGCAGCCCUGCCCCCAUACCCUGCCCUGCUGGCAUGUACCAGGACCGGGAGAAGCAGCCUGUCUGCCUGGCCUGUAAGCCUGGAUAUUACUGUGAUCAGCACUUCGGAGCAGUUAAUGGCACCGGUCCCCGGCCCUGCCCACGGGGACACUACUGCCCCCCAGGAACGGGCACGGCCGCCCAGUUUGGCUGCCCAAUGGGGACAUUCAACCCCCGAGAGGGAGGGAUCAGCCUGGAAGACUGCAUGAUGUGUCCCCCAGGGAAGUUCUGCCCCGCUGCAGGGCUGUCAGAACCAGGAGGAGACUGCCAUGCUGGGUUCUGGUGCAAAGAGGGGGCACGCAGUCCCACUCCCACUGAGGGGGACACUGGCGUCCCCUGUCCUGCUGGCUACUACUGUCCCACCGGCACCGUCGCCCCCGUGCCCUGUCCGCUGGGCACCUGGUGGAACAGCAAAGGGUGUAAAAGCCCCGAGGAGUGUCAGCCGUGCCCCAGUGGCUUUUACUGUGACACCCCGGGCCUCAGCACCCCCUCAGGGCCCUGUUCUGCAGGGUUUUACUGCACUGAAAGAGCAGUGACCCCAACCCCCUCUGACAACAGGACCGGGGGACGCUGCCCAGAGCAGCACUAUUGUCCAGUAGGAACCAGUCAGCCUGUCCUUUGUGAGCCAGGGACCUUUAUUACUGUAACACAAGCCACUGCAUGCUGGCCCUGUCCCCCUGGCAGAUACUGUAUGAAUGGGACCAUACAGCUGUGCCCAGCAGGUUUUUACUGUCCUGAGGGGAGUGGCUAUGACUGGAGGGCGUGUCCUGAGGGCACAUACGGCGCAGACGCCGGCCUGACCGCCAUCUCUGAGUGCCGGGAGUGUGACCCCGGCCACUACUGCGGCCAGAGGAACGCCACCGCCGUCACCGGGCCCUGCCAGGAGGGGUAUUACUGCCCCGGGGGAAACGCCUCUCCGCAGCCGCACUCUGACUCUGCAGGGGAGGGGGGACCAUGCCCUGCUGGCCACUACUGCCCCCGGGGUGCUGCUGAGCCACAGCCGUGCCCGGAGGGCACCUUCAGCAAUCUGACCCGGCUGGUCUCCAAGGACGACUGCACGCCAUGCUCUCCUGGCCACUACUGCCGUUCUGCUGGGCUGACCUCACCCAGCGGGGAAUGCUGGGAAGGAUUCUUCUGUCAUCGAGGGGCAGUGCUCCCCAACAGUCCAAUCAGAGAUGGCAGGGGCGGGCCUUGUCCCCCAGGUUACUUUUGCCCAAAGGGCGUGGCGGCUCCACAGGUGUGUCCAGAGGGCUCUUUCAGCACCGUGGAGGGGCAGGCGAGCUGUAGCCGAUGUCCCCGGGGAUAUUAUUGUCCGGGCAAUGGUUCAUCCUAUCAGGGUCAUGAAUGCGCAACUGGCCAUUACUGUCCUGUGGGAUCCACCUCAAAAUACCAGCAGCCCUGUCCGGCUGGGACAUUUAACCCCCAUACAAGAAAGGGCCACCUGGAGGACUGCCUGCCCUGUCCCCCAGGGUUUUUCUGCGGUACUCCGGGGCUGAGUGCAGCAUCCGGACCGUGCAUUGCUGGGCACUUUUGCGUUGCCAGAGCAGCCACCCCAUCACCUGAGGAUGGGAAGACGGGAGACAAGUGUCCCAGAGGUCAUUACUGUCUGGAGGGAUCCAGUUCCCCAAAACAGUGCCCUGUGGGUCACUACAGUAACACCAGCGGGAACACAGAACUCUCCCACUGCCUGCCCUGUCCAGCCGGGUUCUCCUGUGCCAGCCCUGGACUCUCUGCCCCCUCUGGCCUCUGCCAGGCAGGGUACUACUGCCCCCUGAGACAGAACUCCAGCAACCCCACCUCCUACACCUGCUCACCUGGGCACAGGUGUCCGCCUGGCAGUGCCACCCAGAGUCCCUGUGCCCCAGGGACCUACCAGGACCGGCCUGGGCAGGCAGACUGCGCUCCCUGCCCCGCUGGACAUUUCUGCACAGGCUCCUCCCACCCUGAGACUGGCCACACCCCUUCCCCCUGCCCGAAAGGACACUACUGUCCGCCAGGUGCAAAGUCCGGGGUGGAGUUCCCGUGUCCAGUGGGCACGUUCAGUGACCGCACAGGGGUGUCCCGUGCCGAGCAGUGUGCCCCCUGCCCCCCGGGUAAAUACUGCGGCUCCGCGGGCCUGUCGGCCCCCACGGGGCAGUGCUCUGCCGGGUAUCUGUGCAUCCUUGGUGCUGUGGUUCCUCAGCCAGCUGGUGAUGCCAGUGGCGGGAGAUGCUCCUCAGGGACCUACUGUCCACAGGGUUCCGUUAGCAUGCUUCCCUGCCCUCCUGGAACAUAUAACCCUUUAGAAGGGGCGGCGUCUGUGGAUGCCUGCCUGCCCUGUCCACGAGGUCAGUACUGCGCAGGCAUUGGGCUGGACGCCCCGUCCGGGUCCUGCAGUCCGGGCCACUACUGCAGCCUGGGAUCCAGCUCAGCAGAGCCACAGGAGCUCUCCACAGCGAGCACCGCGCAUGAGUCAAACCUCUCGGACGAGGCGUUCCCCGCCCCGGGGGAGAACGGAGGAGGCGUGUGCCCCAGAGGGCACUACUGCCCCGCGGGGGGGGCCCAGCCCCUGCCCUGCCCGCCAGGCACUUUCCUCAGCAAAUAUGGUGCCCAGUCAGAGGCCGAGUGUCAGCCCUGCCCUGCGGCGUUCUACUGCCCUGAGUGGGGUCAGAGGUCAGCAGGACUGGAGUGUCCGGAAGGCUGGUUCUGUCCGGUGGGGUCAUCCUUGGGUCAGCUGCCAGAGCAUCGAUGCCCUGAAGGACACGCAUGCCCGUCUGGAAGUGCCAAGCCAGCUGUGUGCCCACCUGGUACUCAUCAGCCUUUACCUGCCCAGUCCACCUGCAGUCCCUGCCCACCAGCUUUUUACUGCCAGGGGGGUGUGUCUGCUCCUGUGCCCUGCCCAGGGGGGACCGUGGGUCAGACAGAGGGCCUACACUCCCAGCAGCUGUGUGCUCCCUGCCCCGCUGGGUCCUACUGCAACGGGAGCGCACUGACCACGCCCACAGGGCCCUGCUCUGCAGGUCAUUACUGCACCCUUGGAGCAGUGGAGCCAGCUCCGCUUUCUCAGGCCUACGGCGACUCCUGCCCCCCAGGGCAUUACUGCCCCCAGGGCAGCAGUUCUCCAGUGCCCUGUCCCAUGGGCACCUACCUCCCCAAUAAGGGUGCCCCAUUCUCGUCUUUCUGCACCCCCUGCCCUCCAGGCCACUACUGUGACUCCUUGGGGGCCCCACACCUCUCUGGAUUGUGCUCUCCAGGUCACUACUGUACUGAGGGAGCAGAGACUGCCACACCACAAGCCACCUCCUCUGAUCUGGGCUGCUCUUGUGAUGUAAUCCUUAAGGCAGCCAAUGACAUGCAUUCCCUCUGCUCCUGGGGGCGGAAUACAACCUGUCACACUCCAGAAGGUUCUGAGAAGAUGGGCAGAAACAUCCAGGCCCUGUCUCACCCUGCAAAUCUUCAGAAUGACACGGACAUCACCUGUGCCAGCUUCAAAGGCGAUAUCUGCCCUCAGGGGUUCUACUGUCCUGAGGGAUCAUCUGCACCCAAGUCAUGUGAUCAGGGUCUGUACUGUAACCAGACCGGCCUUGCCUCCCCCUCUGGGCCGUGUGAAGCAGGGUUUUACUGUCCCAGAGGCUCUACCCACCCUCAGACCUCCCCCUGCCCCCCUGGAAACUACUGCCCCCUGGGCACUCCCUACCCUCUGCCCUGCCCUCCGGGCACCCUCCAAAGCGCCCCUGGUGGAUCCGCUCUGGAGGACUGCCCGCCCUGCCCCCCCGGUCACUACUGCAGUCAUAGUGGGCUGGUGGUCCCCAGUGGCCCGUGUGCAGCCGGCCAUUACUGUCCGGCGGGCCAGGCCACCUCCAGGCCGCCUGAACACGCGUGUGCAGCCGGUCACUUCUGCCCGCAGGGGAGCGCCAGAGAGACAGCCUGUUCCCCUGGCAGCUAUCAGCCCAGAGAGGGUCAGGAGGCAUGUGCCGUGUGUCCUGCGGGGUCUGUCUGUCCUAAGGAAGAAAUGAUACACCCAAUGCCUUGCCAGGCGGGAUUCUAUUGCCCCAUGGGUACAGCCAGUCAACUUCUGUGUCCUCCUGGUAGCUAUGGGAACCACUCAGGAUUGACGGAAGCUUCAGAGUGCACCCCAUGUGACCCUGGAAUGUACUGUAAAGGUUCAGGGAACACCUCUCCCACGGGUCCCUGCAGUGCUGGGUUCCUCUGUUUUGGGGGAUCUCCUCUCCCGUCCCCCACUGACGAAGUGACCGGGGCCCAGUGUCCCCCAGGAUUCUACUGCCCUGCUGGCAGCUUCUCCCCCAGGUCCUGCCCCAAAGGCACCUUCAGUGAGCAGAGUGGACUGGCUGAACCCUCACAGUGUCGCCCGUGCAGUCCAGGGCACUACUGCUCUGAGCCCGGUCUGAGUGCAGUGAGCGGACCCUGCCUGCCAGGCUAUUUCUGCCUGGAGGGGUCGCAGAGUGCCGCCCCAGAUCGGAGUGCGUUUGGGGGCGUGUGCAGCCCUGGGCACUACUGUGAGAGUGGCACUGCUAGCCCCGCCCCCUGCCCCGCUGGCACCCAUCGCCCAGACAACGGCGGACGGCGCAUAGAGGACUGCAUGGCGUGCCCUGCUGGCUGGUUCCAGGGGCAGGAGGGCCAGAUGGAGUGCACGCCCUGCCCUCCCGGAUUUCACUGCCCCCCUCCCUCCCAGGGCUCCAGCGCGGCCAGCGCCCCCCUGCCGUGCCCAGCGGGGUACUUCUGUCCCCGUGAGACCCCUCCGGCUGGCCCCGCCCCCUGCCCUAAAGGCACAUUCAGCUCAGCUCUGGGGCUCAGUGCUGCAGGCCAGUGCUUGCCGUGUCCAGAGGGAUAUUUCUGUGGGUCAGAGGGGCUGGUUGAGCCCACGGGACGCUGCAGGCCAGGGUUCCUCUGUUUCGGGGGUGCCCAGGUGCCCAACCCUACUGACCAUCAGACAGGGUCCCCCUGUCCCAGAGGGGCUUUCUGCCAGCAGGGGGUCAUCGUAAGCCUGUGUUCAGAGGGGUACUACUGUGCCUGGGGAUCCAGCAGUCCGGAGCCUGACCUGUGCCCCACCGGGUACUACUGUCCCACAGGCACGGACGCCCCCGCCCCCUGCCCCCCGGGAACCUUCAGCCCCAGGAGGGGGAACGCCGGACAGGACGACUGCGUGGCCUGCCCUGCCGGUCACUUCUGCCAGGGGGAAGGGGUAGUUCAGCCUGAGCCAUGCCCAUCGGGGCAUUACUGCCCACCAGGGGCAGCAGUGGGUACCGAGUUCCCCUGCCCCCCAGGGACAAUGCGUCCCCAGCGUGGGGGGGCUGGCCCAGAAGACUGCCAGCUGUGUCCUGCAGGGAUGUUCUGUGCCCUGCAUGGAUUAGUCCAGCCCACGGGACCCUGUCAGGCUGGGUUCCACUGCCCCCCAGGAGCCAGCAGCCCCAAUUCCACAGGAUAUAUGGUCAGAUCUGCUGCUAAUGGCCUGUGUCCCCCAGGGCACUACUGCCCGGCUGGCGAGGGCUACCCCCUGCCCUGCCCGCCGGGCUCCUACUCCAGCUCCGUGGGCCUGAGGCGGGCAGAGCAGUGCCAGGCUUGCCCUGCGGGUCACUACUGCGACCGCCCUGCGCUGACCCAUGUGUCUCAGGCUGCUCUGUGUGAUGCAGGGUAUGUGUGUUUGGGAGGGAGCCUCAGCCCUCGCCCCUCUGAUGGUCUCCAGGGUUACCUGUGCCCCCGUGGGUUCCGCUGUCCCAUUGGCACGCCCAUGCGAGUUCCCUGUGAGCCAGGCUCCUACGGGCCCACCCCCGGCGCCACGCUCUGCACCCCCUGCCCAGCUGGCACAGUGUGCCCCUCUCCUGCCACACAAGAGCCUUCUACCUGCCCUGCAGGACACUACUGCGAGGGCGGGACGGCCUUAGCACAGGCGUGUCCCGCAGGGACCCUCAGCGAGCUGACGGGGGCGCAGUCCCCCUCCACCUGCGUGCCCUGCCCUGCCGGGCAGUACUGUAGCACACCUGGAUCCUCACAGCCACAAGGUCAGUGCCGGGCGGGGUAUUUCUGCCAGGGCGGGGCCACUGACCCGGCCCCUCAGGGCUCUCCUAGCUUCCCCAGAAACGGGCCCUGUCCCCUGGGCCACUACUGCCCUGCCGGGACGCCCUCUCCGCUGCCCUGUCCCACAGGCAGCGUUCUGAACCACACAGGCGGACACAGCAUAGAGAGCUGCCUGCCGUGCCCGCCUGGGCAGUACUGUGCCAGCGAGGGGCAGGGAUACCCAAGCGGCCCCUGCUCUGACGGCUUCUACUGCCCCCCCAAUUUCUCCUCCGCCAGUCCCCUCGGCUUCCUUUGCCCCAAGGGUCACUACUGUCCUUUGGGCUCGGGCCACGCCCUGCCUUGCCCUACAGGGGAGUACCAGCCGAACCCCGGUGCCUCCGGCUGCAUCCCAUGCCGCCCGGGGUUCUACUGCGAGGAGACCAUCGCUGGAGACCCCUGGCCCUGCCCCGCCCACUCCUACUGCCCUGCAGCAACGAUGGUUCCCCUGCCCUGUCCCAAUGGCACAUUCACCCCACCCGACCUGAGGGGACUGCAGGAGGAGGGCGAGUGUUUGCCCUGCCCCCCCGGCAGGUUCUGCAGGGCUGGCAAGGUUCUGGGAUGCUGUGCUGCAGGGUACCUGUGUUUUUCGGGUAGCGCAGAGGCCACCCCCCAAGGGCCGCCCCUGCAGGAUCGGAGCCAGUGUAGGAGGGGUGUCCAGUGUGCUGGACCCUGCCCAGCAGGAUUCUACUGUGUGGAGGGCACUGAGGAACCUCAGGCUUGCCCCGCCCACACGGUGAGGGCCAUGCCCGGUGCCACAGGGAGACAGGACUGCUUGCCCUGCCCCCCACAGCACUGGUGCAGAGAGGGAGACCCCAGCCUGCACCUUUGCCCUGCUGGGCAUUACUGUGAUGGGCUGGGGGAGGGGGAGGGGGAGUCUGAGGGAGGAGUAGGUCCCAAAGAAUGCCCCCCCUUCACCUACAGAUCCACCCCGGGGGCACGGAACAGGGGCGACUGCCACCCCUGCCCCGCUGGCUCCUUCUGUAAUGACACAGGACUCACUGACUACAGCGCCCACCCCUGCCCCCCCGGGUUCUGGUGCAGCGGAGUGGGCCCCCCUGUCCUAUGCCCGGCUGGCACUAUGAGACCCCUGCCGGGAGCAGGCUCACCCAGCCAGUGCAUGCCCUGCCAGGCUGGCACCUACUGCCCGGACCCCAGGUCCACGGGACGGCCCAACAUCCACGGCACCCCCUGCCGGUCCGCAUUCCAGUGCCCCGCAGGUUCGGUGAUGGAGACCCCCUGCCUGGCCGGCUCGUACUGCGGCCCGGGGACCGGAGAGCCCACCCCCUGUCCCGGAGGAUUCGCCUGCCCCGAGGGGUCUGCCGCCUACAACACCCCACAGCAAGUCUGUGCGUUCCCUCACUACUGCCCGGAGAACAGCUCCUCCGCGCGGCUCUGCGAUGGGGGGUACGCGCCCCUCAACACCAGCGGCCUGCGGGGGUCCCGGGACACCAGCUGCGUGCUCUGUGAGGGGGGGACCUAUCGCCCCGGGUCAUCCCCAGACCCGCACUGCCUCACCUGCCCCGCGGGCUACCACUGCCCCCCAGGGACAGAGCGCUACUGGAGCAACCCAUGUCCCGUUGGGUAUUUUUGCCCCUUGGGCUCCGACAACCCCACCUCUUGCCCACCUGGUUCCUAUGGCAACAGCACCCAUGCAAAGCUUCUUGAGGAAUGCCAUCCAUGCCCGGCGGGCACCUUCAACCACCUCUCUGCGCAGAGGGCCUGUUUCCCAUGUGGAAGCUCAUCCUACUCACCAGAAGGCUCAGCUUCUUGUAUUUGUCUGGGUCAGAACCGGGCCUUCCAGCACUCUGACGGUUCCUGUCUGUGCAAGACCGGCUUCGUCUUCUACAACCAACUGGACUACAAGAGCACUGAUGCUGACAGUGUCUUAGACUGCCAGCCUGAGGUGAAUGAACGCUGUGGUGGGGGGCAAGUGCGGCUGGCAUCGUCUCGAGAGUGCGUUUCCACAUCUGCACACCUGUGUAACGUCACCUGUGGCACCCUAGGGGGGCAUCUCAAUGUGGAGUUGGGCAUCUGCCACUGUGAGCUGUAUGUGGCCGUGGAGGAGCUCUGCAACGCCUCGUGUCUGUCAUCGCUACCGCACGUCUCUGCCAGGCUGGCCUCGGACGGGCAGCUGCUGCUGAAGGUCAAAGGUCAGGGGGAGAGCAGUAUGUGGAGCAGGGAAGUGGUAGAUAUUUUGGGCCCCGACAUCCAUGUUAAGACUAUUGGAAGAGUCCACUUUGUCCAGUUUGGCUCUGAUGGGGUGUUUGGAUGGAUCAUGACCAACCAAACGCUGAUUGACAGAUUUCUUUCAGCUGAGCCCAGGACACCGUGGGACAGGGAGACCAGGAGAAGAAGCGAUUCCAGUAAUGUCGGGGAGUUCUCAGACUCUCCCCCUGUGCCACGCAUUCCCAACCCCAUUGCUUGCCUGGCAUCCAAUGACAUGCUGCUGUUUCAGCUCACCAUCAACCACGCCGACCGCCAUCUCAGCCACUUCCCAGUGUACCAGAAAGAUCAUCUCUUCAGCAGCAACCCCAGCUGGGACUUUGGCGCGUUCCGCAAGCUGGAGCAGCUCAUAAAGCACAGCCAGUACAACUCCUCCAGGUUCGCGCACGUGUUCACGCAGUCGGGGAAGUACGUGUUCCUGGACAACGGCGUGCCGGACCGGAGCCUGAUCGUGGCGGUGAGCGAGCGCGGCACGGAGUGCGACCCUGCCGCUCCCGCGUUCCAGCCUGCGUCCCCCGCCCAGCUGGUGAGGCACGGCAUCCUCAGGCAACCCCGCCUCAACCUGCUGCCCAACUGGGGCGCCAUUGCAGGGGUGCUGGGCCUCCUGGUGCUGCUGACCGUAGUUCUGAUCGCCACGGCUCUGGUUCUGAAGCCCAGCAGAGUCGGGCUCAUCGAUCAGGGGCGACCAAAGCCCAAAUGGAGAAGCCUUGGGGAACCUAGUAUCCCUCCUGGAUACGUCUAUGCUGGAGGCGGCGUGGAUGUUUGUGACGUCCUGGGACACAGAGGUGUUGGAGAGGGAGCAGAAGCAGAGGAGCCGGCUGUCUGCAGGGGGUAUAAGAAUGGAAGAGUGGAACUGGAGGAGUUCAACGUCAAAACUCUUUAUGACAAACUGGAAGACCAGACGCUUCACUUGGUCUCCCAGCUGGCGAAGCACCGCAAGGACAACUUGGAGUUCUACCGCAACAUCUGUCAGCAAACAGAUUCUGUGAAGGAUCUUCUGGAGAACAUGGACCAGGCCAAGCUGAGCCAGCUGAGGGAACUGCUCUCCCUGAAAUCAGGCGAUGACAUCACGGCAGAGAAGGAGACGGUUAAAGACCCCUCGGCGUCCCUGCUGGAGGCCGCACUCAGAGCAGUGGAGGGGCUCAUACACAGAGCUGAAGGAGAGAGCUGGGCACAGCAGGACGUGGCUGCAGAAACCUGCCCAGGAGAUGUUGGGGACGGUGGGGCACACACAGGCUAUGCACAUGGCUUCCCUGACUCUACGCAGUUGUCCUCUCCUGACAUGGCUGAACCAAAAACGCUCCAGGUAACAGCCACAGCGACCCAACAGAGCGCAGCGGGCGGUCUGAGCGAGCAGGACCUCUCCAAGCUGGUGGCCCUCACACCACUCUCCAAAACUCUGCGGGAGAUCCAGCACUCUCUCCAGAGCUUGCCAUCUGCAGAAGAAGAUAAGGCUGUUUUCCAUGAGUCAGAGCAGGAGUCAGUGGGGCACCUAGUUCCUGUUGCCCUGGGCAACCUGCCUCCCCAUCACUUCGCCGUGUUCCUGUUCGGCUGCCGGGUUGCACGCCUGCUGUGCGGCGGCCACGGUUUUCCCCCGCUCACGCUGCUUCUGGCUCGGGCGGUUCCACUCUCACGCCUCACCGGCCUGGCAGAGCACUGCCGCGGGGACUUCUAUUAUGACGCCGCCAACCGUAUCCUCUACCUCCACCAAGAUAAGCUGGGGAACGCUGGGGAGUUCAUCGCCACGCUUCUUCACUCCAUGGCCUGCAUUGCCUCAGGUUCAACAACAAAAGGCUUCAUCCAAGCUUUCCACAGCGCGGUCUCUGCUCUAAGUUUGGUCCUGUUCCACUCCUCCUUCACCAGCAGAAUAAACAAGACAGGGGAGAUUAAAGAGGAAUUCACUGGGGCGUUAGCUGAAGAAUUUCUCAGCGUCAAAGUUCCAAUUGAAAUGGGCUUCUCUGAGCCUGAGCUUGCAGAAAGACUUCAGAAAUUCAAGUUCUUCAAGUUACAGCAGUAUCUGCGAGAAAUGAAAUCUAAUCAAACACAGGAGAAAGUGGCGGAGCCUGGAUCUGAGAAUGGGGAUGCUGCAAUAAAGGUUCUCAGUGUGGAGCAGGAAAUUGACCGUUUAAAUGAAGUUUUCCUGCAGCUGAGUGUGGGGCUCCAGGGAAGGGCAGAGAGGAGGGGAGGGCAGGACUACAGCGGGCCUACACAGGGAACUCUUGAGCCCUGCCUCAGUCGCCAUGGAACCCUUCUUCUGGAUCUGAAGAGGCGAUGUGUGGACCAAAGGCUCAGUGAGAUGCAGGCCCAACUGACCCAGCUUAGCAUGCAGCAGCCAGGCAGCCAGAAGCCAGACAGCCAAGAACCAGCUAGCCAAGAACCAGGCAGUCAGGCACCAGAGAGCCAAAACCGAGAUAACCAGACACCAGACAACCAGGGACCAGACAGUGAGCUUGCAGAGAGCCAGAAACAAAACAACCAUGACCCAGAGACUCAGAUGUCAGAGAACAUUCAUCCAUCAUUCAGUCAGGAUCCAGACAAGCUAAAGUCACCCACUCAGACAUUUCACAUUCAGAAACCAGACAACCAUAAAACAGACAGUGCGGGACCAAACAGACAGACAUCAGAGGUUCUUAUUACUGAGGAAAGUAGCUUACCAGCUGUAUUCUAGCACAAAUGUGUGUACCAUUUCCUGUGUACCGUUCAUUUGAGUCUGUCUUAACCACUCUUCCAAUAUUUAUGUUUUUCUCUUGAGUGCAAAUAUAAUGUUAUUUCUUAUUAAAUAUUCAUGUUAAUAAACUUUUAAUAAAGGGACACGCA